AUGUCGACAAUGCGUUUAUUAUUAUUAGUCAUUUUUCUUAUCAAUCGUUCUAAUUCAAUUGAUGAUUUAAUUUUUCAAAUUCAACCUCAAUCUGUACGUAUUAAUAAUUUCGAUGAAUUAUAUAUAACAAAUGAUAAUCAUUUUAUUGGACAAAUUUUAUAUCGUUAUGAUGAAAUACAAUUAGCAUGUGAAUGUCAAACACAAAUUAAUCAUAUAAAAUAUAAUAUUUAUUGGACAAUUAAUAAUAAAACUUAUAAUCAAUAUAAUAAUUCAAAUAGUAUUGAAUUAUUAAUUAAUUUAAAUACUGUACAAGCACCAAUAACAUAUGUUACAUGUCAUUGUAUAUUUAUUCAAUCAAAUAGAACAAAAAUACGAAGAUAUUAUCAAUAUCAACUUUAUAUUGAUUUAGAAAGUGAACCAUCAUUACAGUCUAUUAAUUAUUCUUUAGAAUUAAAUAUAAUUAAAGAACGUUUUUAUAAUUUUAUUCAUCAUCGUUAUUUAAUUAUUCUUAGUUUUAUUCUUAUUAUUAUUGGAAUAUCAUGUCCACUUAUGAUAUUAAAUUCUGGAUCUUUUCUUUAA
Molecule: messenger RNA, 579 nt
Organism: Rotaria sp. Silwood1
Lineage: Eukaryota; Metazoa; Rotifera; Eurotatoria; Philodinida; Philodinidae
Source: the annotation of a GenBank genome assembly